ACUCAUCUUUACGUUCGGUCCCUCUCCCUCCCCUCGGCCCUCGAGCAGCUUGUCCGGUGCCCGUAAACCCUAAAAAUCCAACCUUUAACCCCAAAUCCCUCUCUUCAUCUCGCAGCCAUGGCUUCGUCGGCCGUCCUAAGAAACGCUAGCUCGAGGCGCCUGCUCCAACCCUUUCCUUCUUACUCUUCCUUCUAUCAUUCUUGUUGCCGAGGAUCGAGCUUGAGCCCUUUGCCUACUAACCAUUUGCAAUCGCUGCUCGGAUCGAAUGCGGAGAAAUCCUCGGAGGCUGGAUUCAUAUGGCGGCGAUCCAUGGCUACCUUCACUCGAACGAAGCCUCAUGUAAACGUUGGAACCAUUGGACACGUGGAUCAUGGAAAAACUACUCUUACGGCAGCAAUCACUAAGGUACUGGCUGAGGAAGGAAAAGCUAAGGCUAUCGCUUUUGAUGAAAUUGACAAGGCCCCCGAGGAGAAAGCUAGAGGAAUUACCAUUUCUACGGCUCAUGUGGAGUAUGAAACUGCUAAGCGGCAUUAUGCUCAUGUAGAUUGCCCGGGACAUGCAGACUAUGUCAAAAAUAUGAUUACUGGAGCUGCACAAAUGGAUGGUGGAAUUCUUGUUGUAUCUGCACCAGAUGGACCAAUGCCUCAGACGAAGGAACAUAUUUUGCUUGCUCGCCAGGUUGGUGUGCCAUCACUUGUGUGCUUCCUGAACAAGGUUGAUGCUGUUGAUGAUCCUGAAUUGCUGGAACUCGUGGAAAUGGAACUACGUGAGCUGCUUAGCUUCUACAAGUUCCCUGGUGAUGAGAUCCCAAUUGUUCGGGGGUCAGCUCUAUCUGCCUUACAGGGGACAAACGAUGAAAUUGGGAGGAAGGCUAUUCUAAAGUUAAUGGAUGCCGUUGAUGAGUACAUACCCGACCCUGUACGCCAACUUGACAAGCCAUUCCUCAUGCCAAUUGAGGAUGUUUUCUCUAUUCAGGGACGUGGAACUGUUGUAACUGGACGUGUAGAGCAAGGAACAAUUAAAACUGGAGAAGAUGUUGAGAUUUUAGGUUUAAUGCAGGGUGGUCCGUUGAAGACUACUGUUACUGGUGUAGAGAUGUUCAAGAAGAUCUUGGAUCAUGGAGAGGCUGGUGAUAAUGUUGGUCUUCUUCUACGGGGUUUAAAACGUGGAGAUGUACAGAGGGGGCAGGUUGUUUGCAAGCCUGGGAGUCUUAAGACAUAUAAGAAAUUUGAGGCAGAGAUUUAUGUGCUUACAAAAGAUGAAGGUGGUCGGCACACUGCCUUUUUCUCAAACUAUAGGCCUCAAUUCUACAUGAGGACUGCUGAUGUUACUGGCAAGGUGGAAUUGCCUGAAAAUGUGAAGAUGGUGAUGCCCGGAGAUAAUGUGACUGCUGUUUUUGAACUUAUAUCCGCAGUUCCACUCGAAGCAGGACAAAGAUUUGCACUGCGAGAAGGAGGACGAACAGUCGGUGCAGGGGUUGUUUCAAAAGUGAUCAGCUGAGCAGCUCUCAUCUGCUGCAUUCCCACGCUUCUUACUUAGAUGCUUAUUCAGACUAGUGGGCAUUUGCUUCUCUCAUAAAAAUGCAAUUUACAGAUAGUUUAGUUCG
Asparagus officinalis (garden asparagus) is the source of this 1606-nucleotide messenger RNA. RefSeq names its product elongation factor Tu, mitochondrial-like. The coding region runs from base 118 to 1500 and encodes 460 amino acids. Gene Ontology annotation, biological process: mitochondrial translational elongation. Gene Ontology annotation, molecular function: translation elongation factor activity; GTP binding; GTPase activity. The transcript has 12 exons. NCBI's taxonomy places the organism in Eukaryota, Viridiplantae, Streptophyta, Magnoliopsida, Asparagales, Asparagaceae. Gene Ontology annotation, cellular component: mitochondrion. The record is from RefSeq and is a predicted model, not a curated record.